Molecule: messenger RNA, 4416 nt
Organism: Ornithorhynchus anatinus (platypus)
Lineage: Eukaryota; Metazoa; Chordata; Mammalia; Monotremata; Ornithorhynchidae
Gene: SLC35F1
Product: solute carrier family 35 member F1
Exons: 9
Coding region: 1-1209 (402 amino acids)
Biological process (GO): transmembrane transport
Cellular component (GO): membrane
Molecular function (GO): transmembrane transporter activity
Source: RefSeq, a predicted model, not a curated record
AUGAUCGCCCCGGAGCCCCCCCUCGGCCCCCCCGGCCCCCCGGGCCCCCGCCACGUCGUGGCCACCAUCGAGGCCCUGGCGCCGGACCCCGAGCCCGCCGGCCAGCAGCCCGCCGCCGCCAGCGCGCCCCAGAGGCUCCGCAGAGCGCUCAACAGGGAGCUGCUGGUCUCCGUGGCUCUGGGCCAGGUUCUGUCUCUGCUCAUCUGCGGCAUCGGCCUGACCAGCAAAUACCUGUCGGAGGACUUCCACGCCAACACCCCGGUCUUUCAGAGUUUCCUCAACUAUAUCCUCCUGUUCCUGGUCUACACUACCACUCUGGCAGUCCGGCAAGGAGAAGAAAAUUUGCUGGCCAUUCUGAAGCGGCGAUGGUGGAAGUACAUGAUCCUGGGCAUCGUUGACAUCGAAGCCAAUUACCUGGUGGUCAAGGCUUACCAGUACACCACGCUGACCAGCGUCCAGCUGCUGGACUGCUUCGUCAUCCCCGUGGUCAUCCUGCUGUCCUGGUUCUUCCUGCUGGUGCGGUACAAGGUCGUGCACUGCGUCGGGAUCGUCGUGUGCAUCCUGGGCAUGGGCUGCAUGGCCGGGGCCGACGUCCUGGCGGGCCGGCAGCAGGGGUCAGGAGAAAACAAGCUGAUCGGGGACCUCCUGGUGCUGGGGGGUGCGACGCUGUAUGGCAUCUCCAACGUAUGCGAGGAGUACAUCGUGCGCAACCUUAGCCGCGUGGAGUUCCUGGGCAUGAUCGGCCUCUUCGGCUCCUUUUUCAGCGGCAUCCAGCUGGCUAUCAUGGAGCACAAGGAGCUGUUGAAGGUGGCCUGGGACUGGCAGAUUGGGCUGCUGUACGUGGGCUUCAGCGCCUGCAUGUUCGGCCUGUACAGCUUCAUGCCAGUGGUCUUAAAGAAGACCAGCGCCACAGCCGUCAACCUCUCCCUGCUCACGGCAGAUCUGUACAGCCUCUUCUGCGGCCUGUUCCUCUUCCACUACAAGUUUUCAGGCCUUUACCUCCUGUCCUUCUUCACGAUCCUCAUCGGGCUACUGCUCUACUCCUCCACGUCCACCUACGUGGCCCAGGACCCCCGCGUGUACAAGCAGUUCCGCAACCCGGCCGGCCCCGUGGUCGACCUGCUGACCCCGGCCCCGACGGAGCCCGCGGUCACCUACACCAGCCUGGGCCAGGAGACGGAAGAGGAGCCCCACGUGCGCGUGGCGUGAGUCGUGGCCGGCCCUCCCGCCUGCCCCCACCACCCCCAACGGCUCCCGGAGAAAGGUAUUUGCUGGUGCUCCUUGCCCCGGGGCCUCCAGGAUCCGGACCAGAAGCCCCCAAGGGGACCAGUGGACUGUCCUGCAGCUGCCCCUGUGGCAUCUCCGGGGCUUUUGGCCUCCGACCCCGCCCUUCCACCCCACCCCCUCCCCCCGUCCUAGAGGGGCCAUGACCCCUGAACCCAAGGGGGCUCUGCGGCCCUGGGAAACAUUGCUGGGGACCCACAGAACUGCCCACACCACCCCUGGACAGCCAUCCUUCUGGUCUUGCCCAGAGCAGAUGAGGGUUUGACCCCCUCAGACCUCCCAGGCCCCUGCUCUCCCACAGAUGUGGCUCCAGUGAUCUUCAGCUGGGCAGGGCGGGGGAUUGGUGGGCAGCCUUUGAGGGGAGGUCAGGCCGCCGACCACCCCAGCCCCUGUUCCAGCAGGCGAUGUCCGGUGAGCGUUUUUGACCACUUGGAAUUCGCCGCCCAUUCCAGGAAACGGGAUCUCUAGACUUUGGGAUUUCAUUGUUUAGAGUUUGGUUAAACGGGGACCUCCCAAGGGUCCUCUUGAUCCCCUCCCCCUGGUUUUCUACCCCUUCCACCGAGCGAGGCUCCUCCUGCUGAUGAAACGUGUGACGCUUAGGGCCCGGGGGUGCCCAGCGUCUCCCUGGCUUGGACUUUGGAUCGCCAGGAGCCACUCGGUGACCUUUCCCAUCCUGAUGACCAAGUGGGGAACGUUUCCACCAUGAAAACACCCUCGGUUGCCUGGAGACCUACGUGUAGGACGCUGAGAACAAGGAGUUGUGCCGAAAUUGAAGGGGAGCUGGGUCCACCGGACUGGUGGUCCCAUGCCACCCUUGGGCCCUCCCUGGCUGCCUACUCUUGGGGCAUACUUGAAAAAUGUGGCUGAAUUCCCCCGUCCCUUCUUCCAGACACUGUUUUCCUAGACGAUGGUUGUGCAGGUGACUACGUUUGGGUUUUCUGGUACACAUUUCAACCUCCCUGACGCUGUUCAUUGGUAUUUAUUAAUGCAGGAAACUCAGGGCCAUCUGGAUGAGCUGGCACAAUCACACUCCCAGGAAUCAAGAACAUCCUUAUGCCAGCCUGGGUCGCUUCCCUGUGGGUGCCCAGAGCCAAGCAGGCCCUCGUUCGAGCAGCGGAUUGUAGGGGGAAACAUAAGGAUCUAGGAAAACUCUGAGAGAGUUUCACUUUAGGUCACCGGAGGGAAUGGUAGAGACGGAGCAGGGAGAGUAAGGAAUGUUAGAUAGUCCAUCCCUGACCAUGAGGGUGGGUGUCCAGGAGGGUGGGAGCCGUGGUGGCCCUGUCUCAGAGUCUUGAACCAGACUGACCAUGUGACUGACCCAGGGUGGCCUGCCGUUCGCUAAAAACAAGAAUCAGAGCCAGCGAUUGGGCGGAUUCCCUCUCCAUCCCUUUGUGGUCCUCACAGGGCCCCUUCCGGAAGGACUUUCCCUGAAGUUUUUAAUGGAAUCCACGGUGAACAUUAGGGUGGGAGAAAGUGGUCGCCCAGAUGGGAAUGCGCUAGCAAGACAAGAAACGCCGGGUUUUUGCCAAACGAGCCACCUCAUUUGAGUUUGUUCCGACGGACGGCGGAGGGGAGAGGUUUUGAUGCAGACUCUGGGGGAGGGUCUCACCAAAGCACUGACCCUUGGGGGCAGGGUCUGCCCACUGGUGUGUCCUAAGAAGGGCAGUCUGGCCCAGGCCAGGCUUCCUCUCCAGGAGACUCAUAGUCUGGAGAUGGGAGUGGUGGGGGAGGGCGGGACUAUUGCCCUGUUAGGACUCCUCCAUCACCACCUCUGCUCCCCCCACCCCCCACCAUAGCAAUAGGUUUUUAAUCACCUCAAAUCCCUGGAGCUCCCACCCCUUUGGGAGCUCUAUUCUCUAUAUCCUAUUCUCCCUGCUCCCUUUCCCAGCAAUUAAAUCCCACUCUCUGGGCAUCCUGUCUCUGAGGCCCAGGGCACUGAAAGAUUGGGGAUUAAUACUUCAUGUUUACAUCCAUCCAUUUUCCUCCAUUUUUGUUUUUUUCUGCGUUUUUAGUAUUUAUUUUGUAAGCCAAAUGUUUGUAGUCUUCUUUUUUACUCAUUUUUAGGAUGCUAAUUUGUAGCCGUUUAAUCAAGUCUUCUUAGGAGCCGCCGGGCAGAGCAUAGACCCAGGCCAGUGACCUGGAGUGGGAGUUUUUUAAAAUGUAAAAAGCCAAAAAGGUUUACAAUCCACGGUGGGUGGGAGGGAUGAGCCCCAGCUGUCUGGGACUGUUUUUUAUAGAAUAUUUUAACUGACUCCACUCUGUGGAAACCCAAGCGGGACCAUCCAGAAACACACUGUAGUCCCGAUCUUGCCCACCUGCCAUGGGGCCAUGCUUGCCACUGAGCCAUCCAUGCAUCCCUGCCCAUCCCAGGAUCUGGUUCCCCCAAAGGGUCCACCAGGGACCCUCGCUCACUCCAAGGCUCGGCCCAUGGGGACUUCCCUAGGCCAGGGUCCCUUCCUUGUGGGCUCCUUCUCCUCUUUUUUGGAAGAGGGAGCCAGGCCUGAAGGCAUCAGGCAUCGGCUGGAAGGUCCAUCCUACUCUCCCAUUGAAGGACGGGAUGGGUCCGGCGGGAGGCGGGAAAACUCCCUUCCAUUGCCACAGUCCAGGCACCUCCAGGAUCUCACCUGACACCAGCAAGUCUUCGGCUACUUCCCACGCUGCUCCACAGGGUAGCGGGAUUCCAGCGGCUAUGAAGGACGUGAGCAGGUGCCAGCAAGGGCCUCGCCUCGCCUGGGGUCAGCGGCGGGGGGGGGGGGGGACCUGGACGGGUGGACAUGGGUUUCCACUCUAGAAUAAAAAUCCGCCCCGGGGACCACGACCGUCUUAGCCCCAAACUUCAAAACAGCCUCCUGGUAGACUGAGCAAUUAUUGACUCUUUUUGCGCCACUGUGUCCUCCAGAAAAGUCUCAGUGUUUAGUUUAGAUAUUGCUAACUUGUGCUAUUAACCUUUUGACAAGCGUGUAGUCUUUUCUCUUUUGGACCCCUGGUGCUCCCACGCUCGCUAACUCCCACCGAGAUUAGCUCACGGGGUGCCACCCUCUCGCUAAACCAAGUGAUGAAGCACACUAACCCUUGACCCGGAAAUGGAAACGUGAACCAAAUAAAGAAAAUUCCUUCGGCCCACCCCCCGGU